AUGAGGAGUAAUCCAGGUACCACUGUCAAGAUGAAGUUAGACAGUGAGUUCAUUGUCAAUGGAAGGCCUAGGUUUGUAAGGCUUUACAUUUGCUUUGCAGCAUGCAAGGAAGGAUUUAUUAGUGGAUGUAGACCCAUCAUUGGUCUAGAUGGCUGCCACCUGAAAGGUUCUCAAAAGGGAGGGCAACUACUAAGUGUUAUAGGUUUAGAUGGUGAUAAUAGCAUAUUUCCAGUGGCCUUUGCUAUUGUAGAGGGUGAGUUGAAAGAUUCAUGGUGUUGGUUUUUAAAACUUUUGGAUGAUGACUUAAAUUUGUCAAACAACCCUAGUGCUUGGACAAUAAUAUCUGAUAAACAAAAGGGUUUACUUCAAGCUGUUGAGGAGUUGUUUCCAGGUUUGGAACAUAGGUUCUGUGCAAGGCAUAUGCAUGCCAAUUUCCUUAAGGAUGGUUUUACAAGCCAUGCACUAAAAAUGCAAUUCUGGGUAGUUUGUAAGGCUAAUACAGAGGCAGAAUAUCAUGCUAGAAUGGGGGAGCUAAAGACCUUGAAUGUUAAAGCUUUUGAAUGGUUAAGUGCAAGGGAUCCAAAACAUUACUCUAGAGCCUUUUUCAGCACAUUCCCAAAGAGUGAUUUGCUUCUCAAUAACUUGUGUGAAUCUUGGAAUAGUUGCAUAUUAAAUUUCAGGGAUAAGCCAGUUCAAACCAUGUGUGAGAAGAUAAGAAUAUAUCUGAUGACUAGGAUGCAAAAGAAUAGGGACAAAAUGAGGAAUUAUUCAUCCAUGGUGUGUCCAAGAAUUCUGAAAUUGAUUGAGGAAGGCAAAGAUAAGUGUGCUAGAUUCACUGCUUACAAAGCUGUUGAUGAUAUUUAUCAAGUAGAUGAUGACAACUUCAAGCCUUUCAAGGUAGAUUUAAGUAAGAGGGAGUGUAGUUGCAGGAGAUGGGACCUCACUGGCAUCCCUUGUUCACAUGCCAUUGCAGCUAUAAGGAAAAAGGGUGAUCUUCCAGAGCUUUAUGUUCAUCAGUGUUAUUCUGUGGAGCAGUAUUUGAGAGCUUAUGGCCCUGCAAUCUUGCCUAUUAGAGCUGAAGAGUUAUGGCACAAAACAGAGUUGCCCUCUCCAUUGCCACCAAAGUAUAAGGUUCAACAACCACAUUCCCAUGUGCCACAACAACCAGUCUCUGAUCAGGUAGAAGAAAACAAUGAAGUUGUAGGGCAAUUUGAAGAUGUAGUAGUUGAGACACAAGUUCCUGACUUUGUGUUAAAUGAAAUGGAAGAAAUGUCAUCAUAA
Molecule: messenger RNA, 1281 nt
Organism: Ipomoea triloba (trilobed morning glory)
Lineage: Eukaryota; Viridiplantae; Streptophyta; Magnoliopsida; Solanales; Convolvulaceae
Exons: 3
Coding region: 1-1281 (426 amino acids)
Molecular function (GO): zinc ion binding
Source: RefSeq, a predicted model, not a curated record